Messenger RNA from Rhopilema esculentum, 1718 nucleotides. Its product is annotated as vesicle-associated membrane protein 7. Gene Ontology annotation, cellular component: membrane; SNARE complex. Gene Ontology annotation, molecular function: SNAP receptor activity; SNARE binding. Gene Ontology annotation, biological process: exocytosis; vesicle fusion. Lineage: Eukaryota; Metazoa; Cnidaria; Scyphozoa; Rhizostomeae; Rhizostomatidae. The record is from RefSeq and is a predicted model, not a curated record.
CUGAAAACGUGGGAAGAAGUUAGGAUCUGUCGACCACCAUGACAAAACUCUACCUGUCUCGUUUUGAAAAGGGGGCCAUCUAAAAAAGACAGCCUCAAAAAGAAACAAAUCGGGAACGAACCAGAAGUGGGAGAAAGAAAGAAAAUAAUUUCAUCAUUAUGUCACUGUUAUAUUCGGUUAUCGCAAGAGGGACCACUGUUCUUGCCAAAUAUGCAGCCUGCUCAGGAAAUUUUCAAGAAAUCACUGAACACAUAUUAUCUAAAAUUGGAACAGAAGACUCAAAAAUGACAUAUACCCAUGCAAAUUACUUAUUUCAUUAUAUCAUUGAGAAGCAAAUCACCUAUCUGUGUAUCACUGAUGAUGACUUUGAAAGAUCAAAGGCUUUUUCUUUCUUGUCUGAGGUCAAAAAGAGGUUUCUGAGGACUUAUCAAGCCAGAGCGCAAACCGCCCUUCCCUAUGCAAUGCAGAGUGAAUUUUCACGUGUGUUGGCAUCUCAAAUGAGGCAUUAUUCCGACCCGAUGACAAGCCGAGAGACUUCAAGCAUGACCCGUGUGGAAGAGGAGCUUGAUGAGCUAAAGGGAAUCAUGGUAAAAAAUAUAGACAGCAUCGUUCAAAGGGGUGAAAGACUUGAGCUUCUGGUGGAGAAAACAGAAGAUCUCAAUGCUACGAGUCUAACGUUCAAGAAGUCAAGCCGUGGAUUAGCAAGAGCUAUGUGUAUAAAAAACAUCAAACUGAUCAUUCUUAUCUCUAUAAUUGGAAUCGUCGUUAUUUACUUCAUCGUGUCUUUCGCGUGCGGUUUUGAUUGGAAAUGCGGUAAAUAGCUCAUGGAAAAAUGCUGGAAAUCCACAGUUGACAAUUGAUUUGCAAAGACGUCUUAGUGUAGAAUUCCCCACUUUUCUAUAAAUUAAUUGUAUUUUCGUAGUUGUAAUUACGUAAUUGUGAGCGAUUGUAUUUUUCCUGCACCUAGAAAAGAAUGACCAAGAUACUUUACAGAGCUCACAAUAUAAAAUUCUUAAAGAAUAAAAUGGGGACCAUUCACCGUUUUCAAAUAGCCUAUAAGUUUCUAAUGUUCGCAGUUAGCCAUCGUUCCCUCCAGUCUAUGUUUUACUUCACAUAACAUGCCUUCUGUUUUUUGUUCUUUGGUGUUACGGCCUUUAAUUGCCAUAGUCUAUGCUUAACUGCUUUACAGCUCUGUAUCAAUUCUCAGAGUCAUGAGCUUCAAAAGUACCACUUAGGCCCCAUUUAGUACGAUAAUUGUUUUCUCUUGGGCUUUAGCUGUGGCUGUUUGGCUAUUGAAUAUUAAAACAAAUUUUUCUUUUUUAAUUAAAUAAUCAAGUUUUUUUAUUGGAUAAAUUAAAAUAUUCAAUGUCUGAAGUGAUGUGGACUUUCUUUGUAUUGUAAUACGUUUAAAGGAGAAAUAAACUAAAUAAUGUCAAACAUGUUCAUCUUAGUCUACGACACUAUUUGUAUCACUACACAUUUAUAACUGCACACUUCAGGAGUUCAUAUGAUUGGUUGUUCAUAAAUAAAAUUAUUCUUCCGUUGUAAUAUUUUGAUAUUUCAUCGCGAAAAGUAACAAUUGUUGAUUCAUUUGUACGAUAAAUUUGAAUUUUCAUGAUUCCAAAGCAUUUUCUGUUAUAAAUGACACCUAAAUUGAAUUUUCAAAUCAUCGUGAAGAGAUGUAAUUCUUUUAUGGAAACAUUGAUUGACUUCGAUUU